This is a messenger RNA of Closterium sp. Naga37s-1, 1188 nucleotides long. Lineage: Eukaryota; Viridiplantae; Streptophyta; Zygnematophyceae; Desmidiales; Closteriaceae. The record is from the annotation of a GenBank genome assembly.
AUGUGUAGUCGGCCCGCGGUCCGAUUUCUCCGACCCCGGCUCGAUGUUGUCGUGGGAGGGGAGGUUGGAUUGUUGGCCAUCCGAUUCGCAUCCAAAGCUGAGGCUCUGCUGGCUCCCGUUGCUGCACCGCUUGCUCCUGUGCACUUGGGGUCUGAACCCCCUGCUCCUAUGGUCACAAUGGACCCCCCUGCUCCCGUUGCUGCGCCGCCUGUCCCCGCCGUCCCUGCUGCACCGCCUGCCACCGUUGUCCCCUCUACGGCGAUCCCAGCCGUUGGAUCAUCAACGCAGGCGGUGUCCGCCAACACAGGCGGACAGGCCCCGGCUGUGGGGCUGGGGGAAGCUGUCCAAUCUGCUCUUGUGGUUCAACCGCCAGCCCCAGCGGGACAGCAGCGACGUCCCUUGUCACCUGACCGCCGCCCUUCUCGCCCUCAUUCUCCCGCACCGCGCGAGGAGCAGGAGUCGUCGCGACGCCGGCAUGACUCGCCUCGGCAUUGCCAGACGCAAGCGAAUUGGCCUACACAUCGCGGUGGUCGUGGCGGCUGUAGGGGAGGUCGCGGUCGCGGAGGUGGCGGGUCGUAUGUUCAGCCGCUGACGCUUGCGGACGUGCAGCGGAUUGUGAUGGCUGCGAUGCACGAGGAGAGGCCCGGGCAGGCGAGCCAGAGCAGCUCACUGCAGGCCGCACUAGCGCCUGUUGCCCUUCCUCCGACUGUGAUUGCAAUGCCGGCUGCUGCUCCACCUCCUCCUGUUCACGCUCCCUCAGCUCCCGUGCAUGGUUCUCGUCUCCGGAUCCCCUGGGUCCCGCCGGUGGCGGGCAUGGAGUUUGUGGCAUCAGUUGGAGGAGUGAUGAGGGCGGAGUACCCCCCUCUCAUUGCCACUGGUCUUGACCCUUCUGAUGCGGAUGAUCUGCUUCCCUUUCUGGUGGAGGCAAUUCUUCCCCCGCAAACUCGUGUUCCGGAGGCGACGCUUGGGCAACUGUUUCGCCUCGUAGAGAGCCUCUGGGCUCUCCUUCUGAUCCAAGUGCUGGCACACGCGUCUCUCCCCCUAGUCCCUGCCGACUCCCUUCUUGACAGGCCACGGGAGAAUUGCCUUGACGCGGCCGACCAGCUUGCCCUAUUGCUGGUGCCCAUGUUGGCAGUGCCUGCAAAGGGUGGCGCUGCGGCUUAUGGGCAGCUUGACGAAGAUGUCUGA